UGUUUUCACCCUCACUCCGAUCUACAGCAUCGCUAGCCUUGAUAACAUCGAUAUUCAUCCAAUAUGGAGACACACAAGUCGACAGUAGCUUCGCUCGCAUCCAAAGUCGCACAAUUCAGUCUUUCGAAAACUCCAUUCCGCAUCUACCAUGGCUCUACGCUAUCCACGCGCCAGUCGUCUCGUCAACGCGAUCAAAUUAUCGACGUCAGCUCGCUCAACCAUGUAUUGCAGUUCAACAAGGCCAGCAAAACGGUCCUGGUGGAACCAAAUGUCCCAAUGGACAAGCUCGUAGAGGCUACGCUGGCUCAAGGGCUAUUACCAAAGGUUGUCAUGGAGUUGCCCAAUAUCACAGUCGGCGGUGGUUUCUCUGGCACAAGUGGGGAAAGUAGCUCCUACAAAUUCGGCCUCUUUGAUCGGAGCAUCAAGGGCAUCGAGAUCAUCCUAGGCAAUGGCGAGGUGAUUUGGGCAUCGGCUGAUCAGCACCGAGAUUUGUUCUUCACGGCUGCCGGGAGCUGCGGGAGCCUGGGUGUCAUCACCCUCCUAGAGAUGGAGCUUAUCGACGCAAAGCGCUACGUUGAGCUGCAGUACAUCCCCGUCAGCAGCGUACAGGAGGCUACCAAGCAACUUCGACACUACGAGAGCCAGCCUGGAGUAGAUUACAUGGAUGGCAUUCUGUAUUCAAUGUCCAGCGGCGUGAUCAUGAUCGGCCGCCUCAGUGAUGAUGCGAUACCCGGGCGGACACAGAGGUUUGACGGGGCAGCCGAUCCCUGGUUCUACAUGCAUGCUGAGGAUGUGUUGAAGAAGAGUAGGGACGAGAAGACGGAUUACAGGGAAACGAUACCAGUCCAGUCCUAUCUGUUCCGCUACGACAGAGGGGUUUUCUGGUCUGGCUUACGCGCCUUCAAGUAUUUUAUUACGCCCUUCAACCGCAUCACGCGCUUCUUGCUCGAUCCCUUCAUGUACUCCCGUACUAUGGUGCACGCCCUUCACCGCUCAGGCCUCGCAUCACGAACGAUCAUUCAGGACUAUGGCGUGCCAUACGACAAAGCGGAAGACUUCGCCAGGUGGACCGAUGGGAGAACGAGUAUCUGGCCACUUUGGCUUUGCCCUGUGAAGUCAGCACCGCGCGACGAACGCAGCUUCUCCCAAGGCAACAACGUCAAAGACGACAUGCUCCUGGAUUUUGGGAUAUGGGACAUGGGCCCUGAAGAUGCUCACGCGUUUAUCAAGCUGAACCGAGACUUUGAGGCCAAGGUGACAGAACUGGGUGGUAUGAAGUGUCUGUACGCACAUGCGUACUAUACUGAGCAAGAAUUCUGGGAGAUUUACAACGAGAAAAAGUACAAGGAGCUGAGGAACAGGUACCACGCCCAGAGCUUACCAAGUGUGUACGAUAAAGUCAAGGUGGACCUACAGGGUGUUGCUGGAGGAAAGGCCAUGGCGAAGAAAAGGGAGACAUGGAGCGAAUGGGCUUACGAGCGGUUCUGGCGAACGUGGCCGCUGGGAGGGCUGUAUGGAGUAGCCAGCGCUACGAAGGGGUUGUUGAUCGAGAGCGACUUUUUGCUCAAGAAGUAGCCGCAAGCCUUUUGAAUGUUUCCAGGCCACCUUUCACAGAACCAACGAUAGCUCAACUGGGGCGUAGGCACUUUGGAAACCCCUCCAGGCCACCCUUUCACUGCAAAAUAGCCCCCUUUGAAGCCUCUACUCUAU
Cucurbitaria berberidis CBS 394.84 is the source of this 1710-nucleotide messenger RNA. Its product is annotated as FAD-binding domain-containing protein. The coding region runs from base 64 to 1575 and encodes 503 amino acids. The record is from RefSeq and is a predicted model, not a curated record. Gene Ontology annotation, cellular component: cytoplasm; membrane. Gene Ontology annotation, biological process: steroid metabolic process. NCBI's taxonomy places the organism in Eukaryota, Fungi, Ascomycota, Dothideomycetes, Pleosporales, Cucurbitariaceae. The transcript has 2 exons. Gene Ontology annotation, molecular function: FAD binding; Delta24(24-1) sterol reductase activity.